AUGAAGUUCGGAAAAACCUUUGCCAAUCAUCGGAUUCCAGAGUGGUCAAGCCAAUAUGUUGGCUACAAGUCAUUAAAGAAAAUGAUUAAGGAAAUUACAAUACUUCAAGAAGACAUAUACAGGGCACAUAACAAGAAUAGAUACGAUGAAAGCAGGCCGCCGACAAAAAUGAGAGACUCGUCCAACAGUGCUCAAAAUUAUUUGGACUCUCCAAAAAUCCAAAAGUUACUCGGGUCAUUUUUUUUUGCAAUCGACAGGGAUAUAGAGAAAGUUGACACAUUUUACAAUUCCCAGUUUGCAGAAUAUAAGAAAAGAUUCGAAAGAUUGCUUUCGUCCAAUCAAUUCAAUGAGAUAAAAUCAACUUUAGCGGUUGAUGCCAACAAAGAAGAUGCGAUAGCACAAACCUUACUCACAAAGGAUACGAGGGAGAUGAAUAUGCUUUUAAAGGGAAAGAGUCAAGUCAACCGUGUACCUUAUCAUAAAGACGACUUGAUUGAAAUCCAGUCCAUCUUGGCUGAGUUAAGAAAGCAAUUUAGAAAUUUAAAGUGGUAUGCAGAAUUAAAUAAGAGAGCUUUUGGUAAGAUCUUAAAGAAACUGGACAAAAAGGUCGGUACCCAUCAGCAAACGUCAACCAUGGAAACUAGAAUUUUGCCGUUACAAUUUGCUGAUGAUUCUCUCAUUACCAGAGAUUUGAGUUUACUCAAAACCAUCUGGGAACAAGUGACUUUCAGGAUAAAUUCUUACGAGAAGGUGAUGAGAAGUACCUCUCCUAGUGCAAAUGCUAGUGAUAAUUCAGAAUUCUUCAGGAUAAUUUGCUUUUUUAUAGAGGAAGAUGAUAGUAAAGGGUUAAUUAGAGAACUGACAAAUCUAUAUUCGGAAUUAUCUCUGAUUCCAACGAGAGUUAUGAUUAAUGUUUUGAACAAGGCAGCGAUGUCUAAAUCGUUGGUAUGCAUUAAUGCUAUCUUAAAGAUUAUUCCGUCUCUAAAUGAUUCGGAAGAUAUCAAUAGAAGAAAUUUUUUCCAUCAUCAUAUUAUUGCAAUUGGCAAGUUAAUCGGAAAACAAGAGGUUUCAGGAAGAAAAAGGAAGUCACAACCUUUUAAAUACACCAAUGGUAAGGGCGAAAUCGUGACAAAUUUGAGGGCCCUGCAUACGACACUAUCCGCUCCAGUAGAAUCAGACAGUAUUGCAGAGGAGGAAAAAAGCUCGGCCUGUAUACUCUCUUAUAUUUUGAACGAAUUACCGGUUCAUUUGAGACCGUGCCUUUUUCAGCAUGAUAAUUACAAGAGAACGCCCUUGCAUUAUUCUUGCCAGUACGGCUUAUCUGAAAUUACGGCAUUGAUUAUCAAGCUAAUGAAGGAAUGGAAUAUCUGGAAUGAAGUCCCUAUUGAUGACGUUUCCACGUUCGGAGAUGCAGAAUCGUUGACACCUUUACAUUUGUGUGUGUUGGGUGCCCAUCCUAAAACUACAGAAGUUUUAUUGCAAUCUUUCGAUCCGAAUGUAAAGUUAAAAAGUUCGAGUUUGUUACAUUUGGCCACUGAGUGGAAUAACUAUCCCCUUUUAAACGUUCUUUUAUCUUCGAAAAGAUUUGAUAUGAAUCAUCAAGACAAUGAAUUACACGAAACACCGCUUUAUCUUGCUUGUAGAUUGAAUUUCUUCGAGGCUGCUGUGUGUUUAUUGUACAAUGGAGCAAACCUUGAAAUAAGGGAAAAACUUUUUGGCUGGACAGCUAUCUUCGUUGCAGCAGCUGAGGGGUUUACGAACAUUGUAAAACUCUUAAUAGCCAACAAUGCAAACUUUGAUAUUGAGGACGAAGGUGGAUGGACACCGAUGGAGCACGCUGUAUUACGUGGUCAUUUACACAUUGCUGAUAUGGUUCAAAUCAAAGACGAAUUGGUCACACAUCCCCAUUCACAGUUAAACAGUGGUAGCGAGGAGAAAGAAUCAUCAAACGAGAUUAAUACCAGUGAAUUAGAUGAUAAAAAUGAAAAUGGAAACGGGGUUAAUAAAGGAUCCUUGGGAAAACUUGCUGGACCAAUAAAGUCAUAUGGACAUAGAUUCUUGGAUAAUAAUGAAUCACUGAUAUUAAUAACAUUAGGAAGCAACGAUACAAGAAACAAAAGCCCUUCAAUUUCGUUGAGCCAAGAAGCACUGGCAAAUGUUGUUGGCUUGGAAACAGAUUGUGCUUUAUCACUAGUAGUUUCAUGCACUGAUUCAAUUGAUAGGUCGUCUGUAAUUCUAGAUUUACCAUUGGAGGAUAAUGUAGAUGCAGUAGACUUCAAGGUACCUUUCAAAGUUGAUUAUUCACACACAUUAUAUUUUGAUAUCGUGCCAACAUAUGGAACACGUUCGUUGGAUCCUCAUAAUAAAAUAUCCUGCCAAAAAAAUAUUAAUAACCACGUAAUGGGGAGAGGAGUUUCAAUGUUAAAUAAGUCAUACAGUUCAGUGGGAGUCAAUAGAAGCAUAUUGAAUGGUAGUGUGACGGUCCCUAUCAUUGCUAAUCAUACGCUGGAGAUACUUGGGACAUUGAAAUUUGAAUAUAUUAUCAUAACGCCAUUCGAACAUCCAGAACUGCCCUCGGAAAGGACAGAAACGUACUGGAAGUCUCUAGUGUCCACGCGUGUUAUAGGACAUAGAGGCCUGGGUAAAAAUAACCCUAAUAAAUCGUUGCAACUUGGAGAGAACACAGUCGAGUCUUUCAUCAUGGCAGCUUCAUUGGGAGCAUCGUAUGUAGAGUUUGAUGUUCAGUUGACGAAGGAUAACGUACCAGUAGUUUAUCAUGAUUUCCUAGUAGCUGAAACAGGUGUUGAUAUCCCCAUGCAUGAAUUGACGCUGGAGCAGUUUUUAGAUUUGAACAAUGCCAAUAAAGAGCACAUCCAACGCGGAGCAGGUCACCCAUCCCGCCAUAUAAAUGGGGAGGAGACAGCAUUACAAAAAUAUAGAGGGCGCUCGGUAGAUGAUUCUGACGUCAGUACAUUAAGGAAAGCCUGGGAUCUACAUGACGUUGACCCAGAGGGGAGGUCUAACAAUUUUCAUUGGUCUAACAAUCGAAUGAGGCUAACCAAGACGUUUAAGAAGAACAAUUUCAAGGGGAAUGCUAGGGGACAUUCAAUAGCUUCGUCAUUUGUUACCUUGAAAGAACUAUUCAAGAAAAUCCCGGCCAAUGUUGGGUUUAACAUAGAAUGUAAAUUUCCAAUGCUUGACGAAGCCGAAGAGGAGGAGUUGGGGCAAAUAAUGAUGGAAAUGAACCAUUGGGUGGACACUGUACUAAAAGUAGUUUUUGAUCAUGCAAAUGGUAGGGAUAUUAUUUUCUCGUCAUUUCAUCCUGAUAUUUGCAUCAUGCUUUCGUUAAAGCAACCGGUAAUUCCAAUAUUGUUUCUGACGGAAGGUGGAAGUGAGCAGAUGGCUGAUUUGAGAGCGUCAUCGUUGCAAAACGGUAUAAGAUUUGCUAAGAAGUGGAAUUUAUUGGGUAUUGUAUCAGCUGCAGCACCUAUUUUAAAGGCGCCACGGUUGGUACAAGUGGUUAAGUCAAAUGGGCUGGUAUGUGUCACUUACGGCGUGGACAACAAUGACCCGGAAAAUGCCAGUAUUCAAAUUGAAGCAGGUGUAGAUGCCGUUAUCGUAGAUAGUGUAUUGGCAAUUAGACGUGGGUUAACCAAAAAAAUAUGA
This is a messenger RNA of Saccharomyces paradoxus, 3666 nucleotides long. RefSeq names its product glycerophosphocholine phosphodiesterase (gene GDE1). Gene Ontology annotation, molecular function: glycerophosphocholine phosphodiesterase activity; protein binding. The transcript has a single exon. NCBI's taxonomy places the organism in Eukaryota, Fungi, Ascomycota, Saccharomycetes, Saccharomycetales, Saccharomycetaceae. Gene Ontology annotation, biological process: glycerophospholipid catabolic process. The record is from RefSeq and is a predicted model, not a curated record. The coding region runs from base 1 to 3666 and encodes 1221 amino acids.